Molecule: messenger RNA, 483 nt
Organism: Lasiodiplodia theobromae
Lineage: Eukaryota; Fungi; Ascomycota; Dothideomycetes; Botryosphaeriales; Botryosphaeriaceae
Product: Nadp-dependent alcohol dehydrogenase-like protein
Exons: 1
Coding region: 1-483 (160 amino acids)
Source: RefSeq, a predicted model, not a curated record
AUGGCGCCCACCAACCAACAACCCAAGCCAAUCCCGCUCAUCUACCGGGCCUUCUUCACCGUCCUGGAGCCCAUCUUCGCGCUCAACGGCGCCUACAUCUACGUCGCGGAGCCCACCAAAACGCUCCAAAUCAUCACGCCGCCGCCGCUGCACGCGCAGACGCUGCACCAGACGCCCAUCGAGACGAUGCUGCUGUGGCAGGUGGCGUCGCUGUACGUGCUGUUCGCCUUCGUCGAGCUGGUCGUGCUGCGCUACGUCGGCACGCAGCGCAAGGACGUCUGGCGCCUCGUCUUCGCCGGCAUCAUCGUUUCGUCCGACAUCGGCCACCUGUGGGCACUCAAGGGCAUCGCCGACGCCGCCGGCCAGCCAGAGGUGUUUUAUGACCCCCGCGCCUGGACGCGCUGGCAGGAUUGGGGGAACCAGGGGUUGACGUGGUUUGGGUUUCUGCUGCGGAUUGCGUUUGUUGCGGGGGUGGGGCUUUGA